AUGGAGACGCAGUCCCGCCCACAGCCCGAAGGCGAAGCCCUCAUUGGCGGAAAGCGCCGCCGCUCCUGGCGAAACUCGGGUUUGGGUCAGCUCGUUCGGGUCGCGGAGGAAAAAGAGCGGGCUCCGCGGGCUGCAGAACCCGCCCGCGAUUGCCAGCUGAGGGUCUCCCAGCAGGCAGUGUGCUCCCUGACAGCCUGCGGAGCGGAGGCGCCUCCUGCCCCCCAGCCCCGGGCCAGCAUGCGCUUUGGGCUGGCCGUGCACAACGGGGCCGUGAACCUGGAGGACGGCUUCCCCUACAUCAGUGUAUGUGGGGACAGCCCCCCUCAGAGCUGCCUCUUCAGCCAGGUGCUCAACCUCGCAGCCGCCACAGCUGCCUGGAUCUGCAUUCUCCGCUACCACCAGCUUCAGGACUGGGGUGUGAAAAAGUGGCGAAACCAGGUGAUCCUGUGCGCCGGGCUCCUCUGUGCUCUGGGCACCUCUGUGGUCGGCAAUUUCCAGCACAGGCACCAGUGGCCCGUCCACCAGGCAGGGUCCUUCCUGACCUUCGUCAUGGGCGCGCUCUACUUCUGGCUGCAGCUGGCGCUCCUGCGGGGGGCGAGGAGCCCCCCCCAGCCCGGCGCCCCCUGGGUGGGCCCGCUGCGUCUGGGCCUCUGCAGCCUCUGCACCGCGCUGGAGGCGGCCAUGGUGGCCCUGCGGCUCUGCCAGCUGCGCUCCGCCUCGGCUGCCUGCGAGUGGGCUGCGGCCAUGCUGCUCUUCGGCCUCUUCGGCCUCCUCUCCGCGGACUUCGCCGGCCUGGGCGGCUGCUCGCUGAGCCUGCGGCCCGCCCCUGGCCUCCCGCCGCCGCGUGGCCUGGUCGCUGAGGAGUGCGGCCCGGGCGCCCCGCGGCCCUGGGGCGCUGGGUGCUGCCUGUCCGCGCCCGUGCGGGGUCUCGGCCUGUGUCCCGCCCUGCCCUCCGGCCCCUCCCCUGCACCCCGGGCCACCCAGGAAGCGUGA
Molecule: messenger RNA, 993 nt
Organism: Condylura cristata (star-nosed mole)
Lineage: Eukaryota; Metazoa; Chordata; Mammalia; Eulipotyphla; Talpidae
Gene: TMEM150B
Product: transmembrane protein 150B
Exons: 7
Coding region: 1-993 (330 amino acids)
Source: RefSeq, a predicted model, not a curated record